UCUAGGUCGUGUUGUCAACCAAGUAAGCAAGCUUUCGAUCAUCUCAACCUUCCUUCUUCUGUGGCUAUUGGAGAGCGCUGCAUCGGCACGGGGGCUUGUAUCUCAUUCCGGGUCCAUCAGGAGUUGCCCAGCAUUUUGCAACUGGUCUCGAAUUCAUUACACCUUGUUCCACGAAUUGCGCACUUCUCCAUGCCUCGCUUCAUGUCUCGCACACAUGGCUAACGCCGCAUUGCCAGGAACCACCACAAUGAAGGUUUUCUCCCUCCUUGCCACCGUCGCUGCGGCGGGCGUCGCGCUCGUGUCCGCCCAGGGCAUCAUCGAUGACAAAUCCGAAUCUUUCCCCGAAGACCUCAACGGCUCCAACUUCACCUACCCCUGGCCCGUGAAGCUAUACAAGUUCACCUCCCAGCUGCAGGAGCUCGAGAUGGCCUUCAUGGAUGUUGAGCCCAAGUGCAAUCCCAACGGCAAGACGGCUGUCCUCUUCCACGGCAAGAACUUCUGCGGCCCGACCUGGGAGACCACCAUCCGCAUUCUCGCCCAGUCCGGCUACCGCGUCAUCGCGCCUGACCAAGUCGGCUUCUGCAAGUCCUCCAAGCCCGAGCGAUACCAGUUCUCCCUGCAGCAGUUCGCCACCAACACCAACGGCCUGCUCAAGACACUGGGCAUCGAGCGCGUCACCGUCAUGGGCCACUCGCUCGGCGGCAUGCUCACCACCCGCUACGGUCUCAUGUUCCCCGAUGAGGUCAACGAGAUGGUCCUCGUCAACCCCGUCGGCCUAGAGGACUACAAGGCGCUCGGCGUCCCGUACCUCCCCAUCGACGACAACUACAAGACAGAGCUGGCCAGCUCCUACGCCUCCAUCAAAGGCUAUGAGCAGGCCACCUACUACGUCGGCGAGUGGAAGGCCGAGUACGACAUCUGGGUCAACAUGCUCGUCAACAUCUACCAGGGCUCCAAGGCCGAGACGUAUGCGCUCAACCAGGCCCAGAUCGUCGACCUCGUCCUCACCCAGCCUGUCAGCUGGGAGUUCCCCUUGGUCAAGCCACGCACCCUGCUCAUGAUUGGUGAGAAGGAUAACACCGCCAUCGGCAAGCAGUGGUCGCCCCCCGACGUCGCUGCCACGCUGGGCAACUUUACCGCUCUUGGUUCUGCUGUUGCUGCUCAGAUCCCGAACGCGACGCUGCACACUUUCCCCGCGCUUGGCCACGCGCCCCAGAUCUCUCAACCGGAGGAGUUCCACGAAGCUCUCGUCGCUUGGUUGUCCAAAUAAGGGCCCAAAGAGGCAAUGUUAUAGUGCUCUGCAAUGAAGGGCACCGUUCGGGCACAUGAUAUGACCUUGUAAUGGCUGUACAUAGUCAAUGACUUCUUCCAGAUCUUAGACACUAGACACUAGAACCAAGUACAUAUGUUUAUUGUUCGGAGACUCGCCCAGCCUUAGCUUACUGAUAAGGUCAUCAAUCGGCCAUGCCUUCCCGCGAGAAUUCAAUGAAGCCCAACUAAACGAAC
Colletotrichum navitas is the source of this 1506-nucleotide messenger RNA. Its product is annotated as Alpha/Beta hydrolase protein. The record is from RefSeq and is a predicted model, not a curated record. The transcript has a single exon. Lineage: Eukaryota; Fungi; Ascomycota; Sordariomycetes; Glomerellales; Glomerellaceae. The coding region runs from base 215 to 1270 and encodes 351 amino acids.